AGGAUUAGUGUUUCCAUGGUAAUCAACAGGUAACACACUCUGUCCAGGCACUAAUUCGAGAAAUCAGUGCAGGAUGGAGCAUGCUAAUGAUUGGCCUGACAUUGGACUUCCAAGGGUGAGACGAAGCCCAAAUGAAAACUGAGUUGGCGAAGACGUUAGAACGAGCGUCGAGGAGUGCAGGACGUGUUCGCGGUACUGCAGUGCUCCGACACUUUUCAAGAACAUAUUGAAGUGAAGGAGGUGCUGAGCCGGGCCGCGGCGACUGGGCCAAUUCUUCUUUGCUGAUUUUAGGGAGAGAUGGCUGUCGAGGAGGACAUGGAAGAUGUGAAUAUGAACGAGGAGGAGGAGGAGGAGGAGGAGGAAGAAGAAGAUGAUGAUGAUGCGGUCGAAGGGAAUGAAGACCCGGGAAAAGCAUUGGAGCACGAAGACAAUGAGGAUUCGAGCGAUUCGUCCGAUUCCGACAGGGAAGAUGAAAGUUCUGAAGUUAUCCAGCAGCUGGAAAAUGCAAUCGCUGCAGAUCAGUACAACUACGAAGCUCAUGCCACGUUGAUUUCUACUCUGCGAAAAUGCGGUCUGUUGGAAAAGCUCCGGGCGGCAAGAGAGGCAAUGAACGUCCAUUACCCUCUCACGCCUACAAUGUGGAGAGAAUGGGCACAAGAUGAAGCCCGUUUAGUAGCCGGGCAAGAAGACGUAGCUGCUGUGGAAGCACUCUAUGAGCGAGGGGUCCAAGAUUACCAGUCAGUGAUGCUUUGGGUGGACUACCUCGAGUUUGUGGCGAAGCAUGAUGAAAGUUCUGGACAGCCGUCAGUGGAGAAGCAUGCGAAGAAGAGGCGAUUAUUUGAAAGAUCUCUAGCUGCAGUAGGUCUUCAUUAUGCAGAAGGUGGUAAGAUCUGGAAAGCAUUUCGUGAAAUGGAAAAGAGCUUGCUGCAAUCAUUGGACGGAUCCGAGAACAAAGCCAAACAGCUAGAGAACAUCAGGAGUUUGUUCCAUCGGCAACUUACUGUACCAGCAGCGGAUCUAGCUGAAACUUUGAAGGAGUUCAAAGAGUGGGAAGAGGAACAAGGUGUUCAUAUUGGUGAUGAAAGUGAUGAAUUGGCUGGAGUUCCAACCCAUGUGGCCUCCGCUUACAAAAAAGCUUUGCUGGUUUCGGCCAGCCGUGAACCUCUUGAAGAUAAGAUUGCUAAGGACCAAGCUGGAAGUACCGAGCAGCUACAACACUAUAUGGAUUACAUUACAUUGGAAGAAAACACAGGGGAGCCUGCUCGAAUUCAAGUCAUUUACGAACGCACAAUUACAGCAUUCCCUGUAAAUCGCGAUGUCUGGCUGAGAUACACCGACUAUUUGGAGAAGAACUUGAAGGUUUCUUCUGUGCUCAGAGGUGUUUAUGCCCGGGCGGUUCGAAACUGUCCGUGGGUAGAGACUCUGUGGAAAAAUUACCUCCUAACACUCGAGAGGUCCCACGCGCCCGACAGCGAAAUCGCUGCAGUCUUUGAACAGAGUCUUUUGGGUGGAUAUCAAACCCCAGAGGAGUUGCUGGACUUACAUCUUACUCGUGCUGACGGUAUACGCCGGCGUAUCAUGAGCAUGGAUGAUAACUCCGACAAACAAACGUUUGUUGCUCUUUUACAUGAUACAUUUGAUCGUGCUUCGCAGUAUAUGACCUCAGUAUUUCCAGAUUACGUGGAUCGGUCGUUAACACUUCACGCGUACUGGGCUCAGACCGAGGCUCAUCUGGCGAAGGACUUAGCCGCAGCCCGUGGUGUGUGGGAAAGCUUGAUCAAAUCAAUUGGUUGGAUGACUGAGGUUUGGCAAGGCUACAUCUCGAUGGAGCUCUUACUCAAGAAUAUUAAGGAGGCUCGGUCGAUUUACAGAAAUUGCUACAGUAGAAGGCUGGAGGGCAACGGAACCCAGAUAAUGUGUUCUGCAUGGUUACGUUUCGAACGAGAGUAUGGUACCCUUGAAGACUAUGACAGAGCAUUGACAAAGGUGGCUCCACGGCUCGCCGAGGUCCAAGUGAUGCAAGCUCAACAGGAAACUACACCAUCACAGCCUUCACCACAAGUGAACAAAACCAAAGAGCAGGCUGGAAAGGGAGUACGAAACAGUAAUCAAACUCCGUCGGAGUCAGUUGCAGGCAAGAGGAAGCGUGGAUCUGGUGACGACAGUGGAUUUAAAGAGCCCAAGCCUGUUCCGAAACGCCCAAAAGCUGGUGAAGAAGAUGAAACUUUGAAGAUGACUAAGCAGAAAGGGAAGACGAAGAAUGGACCUGAACCUUCAGCAAGCAGUUUGAAGGACGAAGCAGUCACGAGACAUGCUUCUACGGAGACACCUAAGCUAUAUACUGACGAAUGCACCGCUUUUCUAAAGAAUUUAUCUUUUGAGAUUACACCAGAUGGGUUACGAGAAUUUUUUUCGUCUGGAUCCGGAGUCAAGGAAGUGCGUCUGUUGAGGGAUAAAGUAACUGAUCAGCCUCGGGGGCUGGCAUACGUGGAAUUUGAAGAUGAAGAAUCUUUAGCGGCUGCUGUCGCCAAAGAUGGCCAGGAACUUGGUGGAAGAAUUAUACGAAUUGCCCGAUCUGCGCCUAAAGCUGGUCGAGCUGGCUUUGGUGCCCGGGGCGGAAGAGGUGGUCAUCCCGGUCGCCGUGGUGGUCGGCAUGGAGGUGGUGGACGAGGUGAACCAGGUGAUGAGAAUGGGAGUAGCGGACGAGGUGUGCGACCCGGACUUGGUCACCACCGGGGUAAAGUAGCUAUCACAGGUAACAAUACUUUUGCAGUUCCAAGAGCUGUGUCUCGACCGCUUGGAUGGGGUGCUGGCCAGGCAUCUACCGGGGACGAAGUUCCGAAGUCCAAUGACGAGUUCAGGAAAAUGUUGUUGGCCAAAAAGUGAUUCAACAUACCGUUACGGAACUGGCUAAGAGAAGCUCUUGGUUGCAAAUUCUUACGCAUUUUGUAUGCACAUUCUUCUAGGUUUAGAAUGGCGUGAGAAUCUGUAUUGAAAAGGAAGAGCAAGUCAGUUUUGUCAGUUUCAACCAUGAUGGACAAACCAUUGUUAUAUUACCCAAAGAGAAGUCCUAGGCUUGGUAUCGGGAGUACGUUUCAAAUAAAAGAUCACAGAAACUUCCUUUUCCAGGUGAACUGAGCUAGACCUUGGCGCAACUAGAGAACACAGAUGUACUAGAUGAGGGAAAUCCGUCUGCCUGUAACGUUUCAAGCAAAAGUAACUGCUGCUGAAGAGAGUCGAACUAAGAGGAGGAGGUGUCGUAGGCAUUAAUUUGUAAACCUGCUGUCGGAUGUAGAUUGUAAAUGAGGAGCCUUUUAUCUUACAUGUACUCUUGCACACUAACUGGAAGAAGUUCAACCUUGUCCUCUGAGCUUCCACGGUCUUCUCUGUGGUUAAAGCUGAACGUGCUUGAU
This is a messenger RNA of Marchantia polymorpha subsp. ruderalis, 3413 nucleotides long. The record is from the annotation of a GenBank genome assembly. NCBI's taxonomy places the organism in Eukaryota, Viridiplantae, Streptophyta, Marchantiopsida, Marchantiales, Marchantiaceae.